UGUCCUGCCAAGACUAAGGACUGAAUGGAGCACCAAUUUGAGCCCACCGCACCACAAUCACCGCAUAUAACUGUCAUUCAAGGUACAUCUUCACACACGUGUUGGUGAUGACUGUGUAUUGAGUGUGUACUUCUCAGUGUUGUUGAGUGCAUGCUGUUUGGAACCAGUCAUUCAACAUGAGAGGGAGCAAGCUAAGCUGCAUAAUGUGGAGGCGAGGUACCAGUCAGUCAUGUCUCGUUGGCAUUAGUAACACGGAGGUAUCGCACAGUUCAAGGAGGCCGUGCAGAGGGUAUCACCAAGUUUCUAAAAUGUAUCAACCGUCUCACGUUUUACCUCAAGGGACCCGGCAAGAGGAGCUGAGCUGUAAAAGUCAACGACUCAUGAUCGAGAACGGUUUGAUUAGACAGGCAGGUGCCGGCACAUUUCAUCUUCUUCCUCUUGCUCAAAGAGCUCUAGAAAAACUCAUCAGGGUCAUCGAUUCAGAGAUGAGACCGGUCGGAGGUCAGAAAAUUACAAUGCCAUCACUUUGCUCAUCCUCACUCUGGAAGAAAUCAGGUAGAUGGGAACAGAUGGGAACAGAAUUAUUCCGAUUGAUAGACAGACACAAUACUCGGCUGUGUCUAGGUCCAACUCACGAGGAGGCAGUUACUGACAUCAUUGCAGCUGAAGGUACCAUGUCUUAUAAACGCUUUCCAAUCAAGCUGUAUCAAAUAACAACUAAAUUCAGAGACGAACCACGCCCACGGUUUGGGUUACUGAGAGGAAGGGAGUUUAUUAUGAAAGAUAUGUACACGUUUGACUCAAGUGCUGAAGCAGCUGUUGAUACAUAUCAAAGUGUGUGUGCAGCCUACACAAGACUCUUCCAGAGACUCAAGCUAGACUGUGUUCGAGUCGUUGGUGACACUGGUAGCAUUGGAGGUAGUCUAUCCCACGAGUAUCAUUUCCCUGCACAGAUAGGUGAGGAUGAGCUAUUCAACUGCAAAAUAUGUGGACUGGGUGCUAAUGGAGAAACAACAGAGGGCAGCAGACCACCAUGCCAACGUGGGUUGAGUGAGAGCGCUUGUCAAAUCAGAUUACAGAGAGGGAUUGAAGUCGGACACGCAUUUCUACUCGGGACAAAAUACUCGAAGAUCUUUAACGCGAGUUAUCAGGACCCAAUAGGAAGUAUUAGUAAGAAAUUUACUGAGAUGGGUUGUUAUGGUCUGGGGGUGACACGGAUCCUAGCUGCAUCCAUAGAGGUGUUAUCCACAGAACAAGAGAUCCAAUGGCCUUCACUGAUUGCUCCUUAUCAAGUUUAUGUCAUUCCGCCCAAGAGAAAAAGCAAGGAAGAAGCGGCAAUCCCAUUGGCUGACAAGUUGUGCAAUGAUAUUGUUCAUACCUUCCCCAGACUACAGGAUGAGCUGCUAUUGGAUGACAGAGAUCACAUGACCAUAGGUCGCAGGCUCACCGAUGCAAAAAAGCUGGGUUACCCGUAUGUCAUCAUUUUAGCAAAGAGAGCACUUGAAGAGCAGCCUCUCUAUGAGUUACACACAACCCGCCAAGGAACAAUCGAGUACCUCACAAAAAGUGAAUUAUUGAAGACAAUUGCAGCCAUUGAUGUUGUAUGACCUGCCGGCCAUUUUCUCAGGAACUCAACGUUUGAGGGGACAAGACGAGCUUCUCAGCAAAGUAUUGUGCACUGAUGAUGACCUCAAGCUCCCUGCCUCCCGGUAUCUCCAUCUUCUCAAACCUG
Asterias rubens (European starfish) is the source of this 1732-nucleotide messenger RNA. Its product is annotated as probable proline--tRNA ligase, mitochondrial. Lineage: Eukaryota; Metazoa; Echinodermata; Asteroidea; Forcipulatida; Asteriidae. Gene Ontology annotation, cellular component: cytoplasm; mitochondrion. The coding region runs from base 177 to 1607 and encodes 476 amino acids. Gene Ontology annotation, molecular function: ATP binding; proline-tRNA ligase activity. The record is from RefSeq and is a predicted model, not a curated record. Gene Ontology annotation, biological process: prolyl-tRNA aminoacylation. The transcript is spliced from 13 exons.